AAAGGUACAAAUCUGCAAAUCCAAAUAUAAAAGUGGUGUUGGAACACUUCACCCCGGGGAACUGGGGAAGGAUAUUUUCUUCUUUUUUGGUGGUUCUAGUUGUUAAGGGAAGAUAUUGUAACCAUGAAUGUUGAAGAAGAGGUUCAGCGUCUCAGCCAAGAAAUCAAGAGGCUUGGUAAGGUCCAAGCAGAUGGUUCUUACAAGGUAACAUUUGGAACACUAUUUAACGAUGAUGAAUGCGCAAAUAUAUUUGAAGCACUUGUUGGAACACUAAGAGCAGCGAAAAAGCGUAAAGUACUGACAUACGAGGGUGAGCUACUGCUGCAAGGAGUCCAUGAUAAUGUGGAAAUCACUCUUAAUCCUGCCCCUGCUGAAGCAGCCGCAGCAGCUGCCAACUGAUACAAUGGUUGCAUGCCACACUGUAUCCUGUGCAACUUGAACCACCAACUAGUUUUUAUGAUCCGUGUAAUACUAUUGUAUUAUGCAUGAAUAUUUAAUAUAUAUAUGUGUGUGUGUGUGUGUGUGUGAAGACUUCAGAAUUUAUCUCCUCGUGUCACCAUUUGGUUUGAGGUAAAUGUUAAAGUAUGAACCAGGAUUCCUGAGUUGAGGUUUUUAUGAAUCGUUUUUUCAUUGAGUAAAAGCAAUUACCUUUGUUUUAUUCUCA
Glycine soja is the source of this 664-nucleotide messenger RNA. RefSeq names its product costars family protein-like. The transcript is spliced from 2 exons. Gene Ontology annotation, biological process: regulation of actin filament-based process. NCBI's taxonomy places the organism in Eukaryota, Viridiplantae, Streptophyta, Magnoliopsida, Fabales, Fabaceae. Bases 124 to 399 code for a protein of 91 amino acids. The record is from RefSeq and is a predicted model, not a curated record.